Moneuplotes crassus is the source of this 2149-nucleotide messenger RNA. Lineage: Eukaryota; Ciliophora; Spirotrichea; Euplotida; Euplotidae. The record is from the annotation of a GenBank genome assembly.
UCCUCCUCCCAUACAACUUUAUUCACAUAAUGAAGUAUUACGGAUAUGCAAAUGAAGUUUGUCACCUACUUAAGGUGCUAAACCUCCAAAAGGUUUAUUUUGGAGAGUCAGGAAAAGACUUAGAUGAUCAGCAGAAGAUAACUAGAAGCAACUUCUUUGAGACCAUGUUUCUACGCUUUUGUGAGAAAAAGCUGAUCAAAGUAAGAGAUAUUAUCUCAAGCGCUUCUUUAUAUGUCUUGGCUUUAGACAAUCUGAAAUAUUAUAAGCUUGAUAUCGAGCUCUGUGACGAGCAAAGCCUUGAGGACUUCCUUCAAUUCUGAAAAUACUGUCUCCAUCUUGAAAAUGGUGGAAAACUUGACUUUAUUAGUAUGAAAGAGAAGGAAUUUUCAGAGCUACCGCCUUCAGAAAGGUAUUACAACAAGAAACACAUUUAUGAUUUAUAUAAAUCUGAUGAAACCGAUUACAAUCCUUACAGAGAAAGUAUCGCCGAUAUACCUCUUCCACCUGUAUAUUUAGGUGAAAAAGAGAAGCAGGAUACUGAGGAAACUCAGAAGGAUUUCAUCGAAUUUGAAUCAAUAGAACAAGAGCAGUUUUAUCAACAAUUUUAUACUAAAAAGCCAAACCAGGAACAGUACAGACACUAUAAUGAUUACUAUGACGAGGAUGAUGAUAUUUAUUAUGAUUAUGCUUCAAGGAACCCAGAGCAGCUCUUUGAGUUGCUUGAUGAAGAUAAGUAUCAUUCAGAUGAAAUUCCAUACUUUCAGAGUAUUGAUAAUAAAUAUGAUGAUACGUGGUAUCACGAAAAUUGGUAUAACAACAAGUGGUUCAAUAAUAUCAGAGAGAAUUAUCGAGAAAAAGAUCAGGAAAGUUUUAAGCAAUCUGAGAAAAUACCAGAGGGUAAGCCCUGGUAUCUCCAAAACAAGUUUAAUUACUUGGAUCUGAAAAAUAGGAAUUUUGGAGAUAAUUCUGAAAACUCCAAAAAGUCCUGAUAUGUUUCUGAAAAUACACAUAAGGCCCAGAGAAUAAGAGUCCCAUUCCUUAACAUCAAUAGCUUAAGAAUAAAUUAUGCAUCAACUCCAUUAAUGAAGUAUAUGAAGAAGAUCAAACCAGAGUUGUUCGAGUAUCCUUUCAAUAGGAUUAUUUGUCUAGCUAGAAGAAAUUUUGGAAGAAUACUUGGAGAAUUUAAUGUUGCUAAAUCAGCAAAGCCUAUUCAUCAUCAUCUUCAUAAUCUUCGAACUAUGAAAAAUUGAGCUCAUAAGAGAUCUAUCUUUUACAAGCUCAAAAUUCAACUGUCCAAUAGAGAGGAUUACAGAUCUAGAGUCGGUAACCUCAUGUGUAGCUUCAAGAGAGUUGAUCUUGUACCGAUGCGUGGAUUUAAACUGCCUGAUCUAAUAGAUGAAAUGUGACAAAACCCUCUGGUGUUUGACCACUGCCAAAAGUUAUGCAUUAACCUCACUAAAGACAGCAGAGAGGGUAAAGAAGUCGAAGAAUUCUUUAGCAAACUCUUUUUCGGGAUGGGAGAGACAUUUGCAUCUAAGCUGAGAGGCAUCUUUAUCAGCUGUAGUACAGAUAUAAGUUGCCGAUUCAUUUCCGGACUGGAAGAAGUGUUUAAAGUAUUAGAAGGAAGGAAACUUGCCAAUUUUAAGCAGGAUCAUCCUGACUUCAAGGAUCUUUGCUUUAACUUCUUUGGAACUCACAUAUUUGGCUCGGUUGAUGAGUGAUACUCUAGGAAUAUAUGCUCUACUAGAGGUUUCUUCCGUGAGUUCAUUUUCAAAGUGAAGAACUUUCUCGAAGUAAUGCUUUGCUAUUCCGAUCGCAAAGUGACCUUCAAGAUUAGUUUCGAAGGGACAUCUUCAUUCAAAGCUACACAUCUGAUUCUUACAGGAGAUGAGGGAUAUCACUUCCGAAAUGUUGAGUACCUAAAGUUUGACAAUAUCACUAGUAUCGAGCAAACUUCAAGUCCUCAAACGAUCCCUUCAGACUCUGUUCUUCCUAGGAGGCGCAGAAGUAACCUGGGUUGUGUAAUACCCGACUUCCUGGGUGCUUGAUUAGUGGUUCGUACACUAUCAAACAAUACAGUGAAUGUACGCAAGCUCCUCUAUCCUUAAGGGAGAGGAUUAACUUAAAAGUUAAAUAAGUCCGGUCUGUU